CUCCGACAAUCUCACUCGCCCCUUUUUCCUCCAGGCAGUACCCGAUGUCUGGGGCCCUAGCAAGCCACUACAUCGCGCGAGGACGAGACGAUUGUUUGUUUGCAAUAUACGAUAAUUAGAAAUGACCAUCUCCCAGGUGAUCGUUCUUCCGACCUGUGCAAUCUGUCAGGAUGAUGACCAUGGCGUCUUGAACAUCGUGGUGACCAAGUGCGGACACAUCUUCCAUUCGCAUUGUCUCGAAGAAUGGCACCGGAACGAACGCGCACUACGAGGAGGGAUCAAAUGUCCCUAUUGCAAUACCGGUCUCGAAGUCGGCUCCUUCUACUCCCGCCUCGAAACAUCCAACACUACUCGUCUCCAUCAACUUACUACCCGCCGCGUCGUCAUACUUUCCGAUGGUGACCCCUGCCCCGAAGAGCAGAUUAAGAAAUUACAACUCGAGAUCGCUUCAAUCAAGCUCGACUUGGAGAAUGAAUCCCUCAAGGUUCGUGCGCAGGAGGCCGAGAACACCGAGCUGGUCGAGAAGAACAAGGCACUCCUAAUAACCGUCAACCAGCUGAGAGAACAAUGUAAAUCGUACUGCGAAAAUACCGAUGAUCAUGUCAGCCAACUCAAACGAGAUCAGGAAUCACACCAAAAAGAAUCUGCAACAUACCUAGAGGAAGAGGAAAUACUGCGCAACUGGGCAAAAGAAUUGAAGGACGGUGAGGAAAGAGUUCAGGUUGAAGUGAAAAGAUUGUCCGAGUUUGUGGAGCGCAAGGAGAUCGAGAGGUCGAGACGUACCGGGCUUGCGGCUUCCCAAGGUGGGACCAUCAGGAUCUUGGAGGCCCAAGUGGCUGAAUUGAAUCGAGAGACGCAUCAGCUUUCACAAAUGAUCGAUGUCACAAGAGAGAGCCAGAGGAGGUCCGACGGGAAUUUGGUAGAGUCCGGACGGUCCCACCAUCUGAUGAACGUCAUGUUGACGCUGAGUGGACGAUUCUCGAAACUUCAGAGCGACUAUUCGACUUUAAAAAAACAGAUGCUGGAAGUCAAAGAUGAUGGAGAUGAUCAGUCCAAGACGCCCGACAUGGACAAGUCAGUGACGAAGGAAUCAGAUCAUGGAGCUCUCCAAGCAGUGAUCAAGAACCCGUUGAAGGAAACGAGCGUCCCAAAGCUUCAAUCCUCCUCUGAGCAUAACAUCAAUCAGAACAAAGGCAAGGGGAAAGCGGUCGAAGAAUUGGUAGAAAGAAUGAAUUCCCUCGAGGUCCCUACAGGCGAACUAACCGAGAACAUGGACCCCAGACUAUAUGCUUAAUAUAUCCCUGACCCACUUGUUCAGCUUGUCCUGAUAUCUCCUUGGCGUUCAAUUCUUUGUAUGGCACCAGCAAAAUGGACAAAAAACACAAAAAGAAAGAUUCAUAAAACACAUUUUCUUUUUAAAAAAAAGAACAUGAUCAGAGAACAAUGUAGACAAAUGACUUUACAGAAGAGAGGAUAGUUGGAUGAAUGUAUGUGGAGUUCGGACUAGUGGAGGAAGAUGGAUUGCUGUGAAAAAGAUCAAGUGACACGUGUGAUGACCACCUUCUAAUCACAAAGCCAGCCAUUGAUAAUACCCCCAUCACUCUUCACUUGUAUCAAGAUCCAAGUGCCUUUUCUACUUUCAUGUUUUCUUAUGUUAUCUUGCUGUACCUUGUCUUGUAAAUACACUGUGCUUACACAAUUCAACAAGUUUUUGUUUUUAUGAAAAAGGACAGUGCAAUGUGUGAUUAUCCUAUUGGUUGAGUUUCUUGAA
This is a messenger RNA of Puccinia graminis f. sp. tritici CRL 75-36-700-3, 1771 nucleotides long. RefSeq lists its product as uncharacterized. The transcript has 4 exons. The coding region runs from base 122 to 1294 and encodes 390 amino acids. The record is from RefSeq and is a predicted model, not a curated record. NCBI's taxonomy places the organism in Eukaryota, Fungi, Basidiomycota, Pucciniomycetes, Pucciniales, Pucciniaceae.